Molecule: messenger RNA, 1388 nt
Organism: Magnolia sinica
Lineage: Eukaryota; Viridiplantae; Streptophyta; Magnoliopsida; Magnoliales; Magnoliaceae
Exons: 8
Coding region: 121-831 (236 amino acids)
Source: RefSeq, a predicted model, not a curated record
GCGUCAAAAGGUCCAUAAAGGCCGUCACAGAAGCUAGUAUAACACCCGUUUUGACGGACGUUUUGUUUCUCCCUCUCCAGGCUAGAGACAUUCGUAACGCCUCCCAAUCCAAAUCACAGUAUGGGUUCCGCAGAAUCAAUUCUCUCGAACGCUCAGCAGCAGCCGACGGCUGAUGAUGAAAUCACCACCGUCUCUGAGAGAACGGAGGGCGUCGAUCCCAUCUUAGAACGCCUCAAAUCGCUCAAAAUCGCAACUCCAAUAUUGAAAUCUCCUCCACCGCAGACAACGGAUAGCAGCUUAACUGAUAUUCUCGUGAGGAAACCGCUUUCUUCUUCUUCGGUUUCAGGUACUUUAAAUCCCAAUGUUUUGUUGGAGCUCUUCUCUUUGUAUCGUGAUUGGCAGGAAGAGAAAGCCAAAAGAAUUAGCCAGAAACAGGUAUCCCUCCACACAGUUUUAAUUAGCCAGAAACAGGAUGAGAUAGAAAUCAAGAUUGAAACAACAGAUGCUUUGGCUGUGAAACUUCUUCAGCGUCUUAAUUAUUCUUUGUCGGCUAUGAGGACGACUGCACAUCAUUUAUCAGACGUGCACCCAUUGGAGGUGGAGGUUGGGGAGUUGAAAGGGAGGCUUACAGAAGUAAUCAGCAACUGUGAUACAUUAUGUAAGAGAAUCACAUUAGAGGGGCCAGAGUCACUUCGAUCAUCAGUGAAGCCAUUUGCAGACAGUGAUGUGGGACCCACCCACUUGACAAAUUUACAGAGAAUCUUAAGAAGGACCCACCCUUCUAAUGAAUGGAUGGGAUCUCGCAUGCGUGUACCAGCUUGGCACACGUGAUAAUUUAGAGAUUAGAGGAGCUAAGCUUGCAAUAUUUCAUUUAAGUGGGCCAUUAUAGAUUCAAUGUUAUGAUCAUAUAACACCCAAUUGAAUCUAGCCAUUGGAUGGAAUUAAUGAGCAACGCCUGUGGGCCCCACUUGUUUGUCAUUACGUAUAAUGAUUAGUGGAUGCAUUGAAUUGUAUUUUGUUAUUGAUUUCUCCAUAAAAAUGAUCCACAACUCAUGUUCAAUGUUGCCAAACAUUAGAUUAAUCUCAAUCGUUGAUCAACAUCCAUGAUCCUGAAAUAGUAUAUCAUUGUCAUCACAAAGUAUUGAAUCUGCUACUUUAACGGUUAUAGGGCCCACCAAGACAUGAGCUUAUAUAUUUAAAAAAAUGUUUUUUUUUAAAGUUCAAUUGAAGGGUAGAAAGAUGAUAUUUAGUAAAGAACAUUAAAGCAAAUGAAAGAUGAGAUUUGAUAGUGUGAUUUAACAUCUCUGUGGGUAUUUAGAGAGACACUUAAACAAAUCACAGCCAUGAAUUUCAUUAUUUAUUUUAUGUUCAUGGCUCAAUCGCAUUCA